AAACAAUUAUAUAUUAUAAUAAUGUCACAUGGUACAAAGGGUGAUAUUAUACAUACAAAAGAUGGUUGUUACAAUAUCAAUGACACAGUUUUAAGUCCAUUAUUGCGAAAUGAAACAUUAAAACCCAUACAAAAAUUGAUUAUAAUCAAUGCUUGCCGCACUGGAAAUAUGGAAUCUGAAUUAGUUCAAGUCCCUCCUCUACGAUUACCAGAAAAUCUAACAAUAAUGUACAGUGCUGCUAAAGAUAGGGAAUCAUAUCUGUUUAAGAGUGGGGCCUUAUUUAUACAAAAAUUUUGUGAAGAUUUUGGAAAACCUUUCACUGUAUACAGUUUAGUUAAUAUUUUUGAAAGACUUAAAAUGAAACUAAGCAUAGAAAUGGAAUCAAGCAAAGUUAUGGAUUAUUACUCUAAUAAUGAAGAAGAUGGAAUUAUUAAAAUGCAGUACAAAAAUUUUGGAAUGUUUAAAAACCAACUACUCGAAAUUCAAAAUAUCGUUCUAAAUCUUAAUAAUGAUAUUGUUUUGUCAAGAAGAGAUCUAUCAUCUUUGGAAUAA
Messenger RNA from Teleopsis dalmanni, 552 nucleotides. RefSeq lists its product as uncharacterized. Gene Ontology annotation, biological process: proteolysis. The coding region runs from base 22 to 552 and encodes 176 amino acids. Gene Ontology annotation, molecular function: cysteine-type endopeptidase activity. The record is from RefSeq and is a predicted model, not a curated record. The transcript has 4 exons. NCBI's taxonomy places the organism in Eukaryota, Metazoa, Arthropoda, Insecta, Diptera, Diopsidae.